Emericellopsis atlantica is the source of this 2759-nucleotide messenger RNA. Its product is annotated as P-loop containing nucleoside triphosphate hydrolase protein. Gene Ontology annotation, molecular function: ATP hydrolysis activity; ATP binding. The transcript is spliced from 4 exons. NCBI's taxonomy places the organism in Eukaryota, Fungi, Ascomycota, Sordariomycetes, Hypocreales, Bionectriaceae. The record is from RefSeq and is a predicted model, not a curated record. Bases 175 to 2376 code for a protein of 733 amino acids.
ACCAAUAAAGAAUGCAACUGUUUUUCCCACGGCAACAAUGUGAAAUAAUAAAUCUUCUGGCACGCUCACAUCCCUGCGCACAACCUAGACUAUCUCAAUUGGUCCUUUUCUCGCGUAUUCAUUGAACUUUAUCGUUAUCCUACAGACAAUUGCCAACAGGCCAGCCUCUCCAAGAUGACGUCGAUGGACUCGGAGUCGGCGACCACCAUCCUCUGCACAUCCAAGCAGACGCGCUUCGACAUACAAUCACCCAACUAUCGCGAGCUCGACGUCGAGGGUCUGCAGAUCACUAUAGCCGCGGCCAAGCCUGCCGAUGGCAAAGCCACCAAAUCUAGGGGCAAGGCCAAAACAGAUGGACUAGAAAUCCUCACCAACGCAAAGCUACGCCUCAAAGAGGGCCAGCGAUAUGCUCUCGUGGGGCGAAAUGGCACCGGGAAAUCGACACUGCUCAAGGCCAUUGCGGAGAAGUUGAUCCCUGGCAUCCCGGAGGAAACGCGCAUCGCCAUUCUCCAGCAGACCAAAUUGACAGAUGAUGAGAAUCGCGCUCAGGAUCAGGACGCUGGCCAGACAGUUCUGCAGAGCGUGGUGGACAAGGCGACCUCAAAGUCUAAUGUCGAGCGGGAGGUUAGGGCACUGUCCACAGGCGUCGAUGCGAUAGAUCCUCAUGCCCCUAUCCGUGCGCUGCGCAAGGUCAAGCAUGAGCGUCUCCAACAGAAGCUAUUCCGCCUAGACAAGGACGCCCGCCUCAGAAGCGGCGCCCGUGGCAUGGCGGCUAGAAAGGCCCUCGUGGCGUUUGAAAAGGUCGUCGCUGAAUCUGACGGUCUCAUAGAGCAGCCUGGCGACGAGAUUUCAUCAGAGACGCUGCAAGCUGAGACACAGGAGGCGGUCGACAUGCUCGCCGAUCUCCAGCUGCAGAUCGAACCAACCCGACUGCUGGAGGUCGAGUCCAGAGCAAAGACCAUCCUCACGGGCCUCGGGUUCACGGAAGCACGCAUGGACCAGCCCAUUGCCUCGUUGUCCGGAGGUUGGCAUAUGCGCGCGUCCCUCGCCGCGUGCCUCCUCGCCGAGACAGACAUCCUCAUCCUGGACGAGCCGACCAACUUCCUCGACAUGCUGGGCAUCAUCUGGCUGCAGCGCUACAUCGAGGCCAUGGCGGACAGGCCCGACCCGCCGACCCUCAUCCUCGUGACCCACGACCGGGACUUUAACAACCUGUGCACCGACCUCCUCAUCCUCAAGGACAAGGACAUCUCCUACUUCCACGGGACACUACCGGUGUACGAGUCGUCCCAGGCCGAGAAGCGAGAACACCUCUUGAAAAUGCAGGCGGCGCAGGACAAGCAGCGCGCGCACAUGGAAAAGUCCAUCGCGGCCAACAAAUCAGCCGGCAAGGAGAACAAUGACCAGAAUAAGCUGCGCCAGGCCAAGUCCCGACAGAAGAAGCUCGACGACCGCAUGGGUCUGCAGGUGUCCGCCCGGGGCGGUCGCUUCAAGCUGAACCGCGACCACGUGGGCUACCAGCUGUCCGCGCGCGCUGAAAUCGAAAUCCCACCCGAGGCGCGCGGUGUGACCAUGCGUCUGCCGGAGCCCCAGGAGCUGCGGUUCCCGGGAAGUCUCAUCUCCCUCGAGAAGGCAGGGUAUCGCUACAAGCGUGGGGCGCCCCUGACGAUCCAGGACAUCACGCUGGCGAUUGGCAUGGGCGACAGGAUCGGGAUCCUCGGGCUCAACGGCGCCGGUAAGUCGACGCUGAUCAAGCUAUUGGUGGACGAAGCGAAACCGACCGUUGGGUCUGUGACGACACAUCCGAGGCUGAAAAUGGGCUAUUACAGUCAACACGCCGUGGAGGAUCUCCAGGCCCUCGGCCGUGCGGACCCGACGCUCACUGCGUUAUCGUUACUCACAAAAGAGAUUGAUGGUGCGCUGGACGAGGGUUCGACCAGGGCGUUGCUGGGCGAGCUUGGUCUGGGGGGACGCAUUGCAUCGGACGUGCCCUUGACGAAGCUCAGUGGUGGACAGCUCGUUCGGUGUGAGCUGGCACGAUUAUUCUGGAAGAGGCCUCACGUGCUGGUACUGGACGAGGUCACGACACAUCUCGACUAUGAGACGGUCACGGCCCUGCGGGAGGCGAUCCACGAGUGGGAGGGGGCCGUCGUUCUCGUCAGCCACGACCGAUGGUUCAUGCGCGGUGCCAUUGAGGGCACCAUGGACGAUGAAGGUGAGGGCAUGGAGGACAGCGAUGACGACGACGAUGAGGAACUGGCCAGGCGGAGAGCCGUAUACCGACUCAAGGGGGGUAAAAUGAGCCUGUUGGAGAACGGAGUCGAUGAGUUUGAGAGCAUCGUGGAGAAGCGGGUGAGCAAGCUCCUCGCCGACUAGUCUAGUCUAUCGCACCCCCUUGUUCACCAAGAUACGCAACGGGCUCUCGUCCAGUUUCUUGACCGUCAUUGUGCCUCCUGUUGGUACGUCGACAAUCGUCCCGUCGAUGCAGACCUUGCGCCACCGCUGAUCCGUCUCCUUGACCGUGAUUCUGAUUUCGUCUAUAUCCUGGUAGUAGAUCCUCUCACCAUCGUCCCACUUGACGUCCACAUGCUUGCCGCCGUCGUAGGCUUUCAUCAUGGCGUCCAAAGCUCUCUCGCCACCGAUAUCCCCGAAAUGCAGGGUCCGGAGCUGCCCAUCCAGAGGUUUGCUGGCUGGCGAGAUGGUAAACGUCCUCUCCAGGUUUGAUAGCAACGUCGUGAGGAGAUAGCCGUGCUUCUCCC